This is a messenger RNA of Oncorhynchus keta (chum salmon), 6352 nucleotides long. RefSeq names its product SHC (Src homology 2 domain containing) transforming protein 3 (gene shc3). Bases 1693 to 3780 code for a protein of 695 amino acids. Gene Ontology annotation, cellular component: plasma membrane. Gene Ontology annotation, molecular function: receptor tyrosine kinase binding. NCBI's taxonomy places the organism in Eukaryota, Metazoa, Chordata, Actinopteri, Salmoniformes, Salmonidae. Gene Ontology annotation, biological process: cell surface receptor protein tyrosine kinase signaling pathway; intracellular signal transduction. The record is from RefSeq and is a predicted model, not a curated record. The transcript has 12 exons.
ACAGAGAGAUGUUGGGAGGGACUGCAGUGCAGUGCGAAAUCUGCAGCAGCAGGAUAAGAGAGAGCGGAAGCUUAUGAAUGACUGUCAGUCUUCUUAGUUGUGUCGCUCCUGUGGACAUUUUACAUGAAUGGUUUUUGGCUUCAUGUAGAAAGACUGCUGAUCUAGACUGCUGUUUUACUGAUGCCUUGCCUUGCUGUUUGGAUGAGCCUGUCUUCUUGUGUUUCUGUUCUGCGCUGAGUCAGUGUUAUCUGUUUAACUUGAAAACGUGUUUUUAUUCUGUUUAUGAAUUAUUCACUGGGAUAAUUCAGGACAGGCAGGUUGUUAUCAGAGAGGUGAAGUAUCAUUCUACUGAUCCUUUGUCUCAGAAUGUAAAUAGAAUAGUGAUAAUGCAAAUUCAACAGAGGAAGGAAAAUAUCUAUUCUACGUUGUUCAAUAUUUUUUGAAUGAUAGAUUAUCAUGAAGUGUACUGAUGCGUUUAAAUACAUAGAUGUGUUAUCUAGAUGUAUUUUAAUAUAAGAUUAGGGUCUAUUUUUUGCAUUUGUUUAAAAUAUUUGUGUUUAAUCUCAUGCAUGUGUCAUCCUCAUGGUAUAAUAUAAUAUUUACCUUUAUGAUGUUAUAGAAGAUAUGUAUUGAUGUCCUUGUCCGUGUCAUUGCAAAUAAAAUGCACGUUGCAAUGAGAACAGUAUGUUAAUGUAACAGUCAACUUGUACAUUUUGUUGCAAAUACAGAUACUAGGAAGAUUGUCCUCUUCUUCUGAAGUACUGUGGACAUGGAAUAGAUUAAUUGCCAGCUGCAUGCCCAUCACUCACAUCAAUGUUAUUUUUCCUUGUUUCCUAUUUAUUUUUCAGCGCCUGUCAUCAGUAGGCUAUAUUCAGCAUCGAUUACUUAGAUUUUCCCCUUCACAGGAACAUAAUCCCAGUCUGUAGAGGAGUAUGUUCUAACCAGAUAAUGUGUGCUGGGAGUAUGAAGGGAGACAAGUUGAUAAUCAUUCAUUAUCUUUUAUCAUCAGGAUAUAUUUUUGUCCUUGCGAUUCUCUUUCCCUUUUUCCCACAACCGACCGUACCACAGAAUAAAAUGGAAAAGCAUUCCUGCGGUGAAGAGGAAAUAUCCGUCUGGGAAAUUUGAGAAUUGAUUGGUUCUAGUGUGCUGUAAGUGGGAGGAUUUUUUUUUUGUAACAGGAAGUGAUUUUCAGUGUUCAGUGAGCCUUUUGUUGAGAAGGUCUCUGUUCAGAUCUGUGAGUCAUGCUUCUGCUUUGAGCCGGUAGGCAACAGUGAGAGGAGAGCAGCAACGCAAUAUAACUAUAUCCUCCUCUACCACGUCCAUCUCUCUCUCUCUCUGCAUUCUGGAAGCUUCUGGAACCUUUUUUUCACCUUUCCUCCAUGUUCUAUUUCCAUGGAUUGUGUUCUUCUUUUCUGUUUAUUUUCUACCAACGGAUUGGAUCAUCGCGGCGUUGGAUUUUCCUAACAGCAACCUCAGCCUCAGCAUCAAUAACAGCAGUAGCAGCAGCACUAACCCAGCUCUCUAACUUCCUCAGCAGCAGAGAAAAUUCUAGUCAACCAUCAUACAGGGCCUGCUGGGGUUACUAUAAGGCAUUUGCUAUGUUUAAGGAGAGAAGGAUAAUUUACUUGGCGGCGUUACAUCUGCCGGUGCGUUUGUAAGGCAGAGGAGGGGGCAGAGGCAGAGAAGAGGGGAAUGCUUCACCGUACCAAAUACAACAGAUUCAGGAAUGAGUCGGUGACGUCCGUCGAUGAUCUACACGGCCUCACCAUGAACCCCAAGGUCUCGGCAGCCCCUGCGUCCUCCGCCGAGCCCCCGUACACCCCUCCUGCAGCGCCAUCCGAGGGCGGCGUGAACCACCACCACCCCGCUGCCGACCCCUCAGACGAUGGAGCCACCACCCUGUGCACCCUCAUCAACAAGGUGUCCAACCUGAAGUUCACCAACUCAGGCUCCAGCCUGCUGGGUAUCAAGAGCCUCCCCUCCCACGUCAAGGACCUGACCCUCUCCAAGCUGCAAGGUGCUGGAGGCUCCGGUGGUGGAUCCAGCUGCAUUGGUAGCGGCUCUGGCCCCAGUGUGUCGUUGGCAGCCUCCGGUGGCGGUAACGGUGGUGGUGGUAACGGCUCCUCCUGUGGCUCAGCCUCCAGCAUCUCCCACCACCACCACCCUCCCUGCUCCCACUCCCACUCCUCCCAGCAAGAGCCAGGCACCAUGAGCAACGCAGGGGGAAAGAAGGGCAGCAGGUUGGGGCUGGAAGAGAGGGAGGCUGGGCAGAGACAGGGACAUGGAGGGGAGGACUGGGGACCUAGUGGAGGAGGAGGUAACAGUGGACUGGUGAAUAAACCCUGUUCCAGAGGAUGGCUGCAUUCCAGUGAGAAGAUCUCUGGACCCGGAGUGACGUACAUUGUAAAGUAUUUGGGUUGCAUUGAAGUGCUUCGGUCCAUGAAAUCACUGGAUUUCAACACGAGAUCGCAAAUAACAAGAGAGGCCAUCAGCUUGGUGUGUGAGGCAGUCCCGGGGGCCAAAGGAGUGCUGCGGAAGAGAAAGCCUCCAUCUAAAGCCCUGUCCAGCAUAUUGGGGAAGAGUAACCUCCAGUUUGCUGGGAUGAGCAUCAAUUUGAAUAUCUCCACCAGCAGCCUCAACCUGAUGACCCCAGACUCCAAACAGAUCAUAGCCAAUCAUCAUAUGCAGUCCAUUUCCUUUGCGUCAGGAGGAGAUCCAGUGAGUGAUCCAGACACGACUCAUUAUGUUGCCUAUGUAGCAAAAGAUCCUGUCAACCGAAGAGCGUGUCAUAUUCUGGAGUGUUGUGAUGGUCUGGCCCAGGAUGUGAUCAGCACCAUCGGCCAGGCCUUUGACCUCCGUUUCCAGCAGUACCUCCAGUGUCCCUCCAGCAAGAUGACCUCUGUACACGACAGGGUUCUGAAUAUGGAGUCAGUCUGGACAGAGGAGGAGGAGGAGGAGCCUGCCGAACAUCCGUACUACAAUAAUAUCCCCGGAAAGAUGCCACCACCUGGAGGAUUCAUAGACACCCGGCUAGGCCAGAGCAUCCAGGCUGAGCAGGCCCCAGGGGCUGGGGUGGACCAGACUUACUACCAGGGUAGACACUGUGGCGAGAUCUGGGGGCCGGACAGGAGGCCUACUGGGAUACUCGUCCAACAGGGAUCAUGUGACAUCUACAGUCUGCCGGAGGGGAAGAGUACGGUACCGAAAACAGGGGAUGUGCCUACGUAUGUGAACACCCAGCAGAUCGACGCCCAGGUGCUGGCAGCCCUGCAGGCUGAACAGGACAGCAUGGCAGCAGAGGGGGCAGCGGGGACAGCAGCCAAAGACAGUCCAAGGAAAGACCUGUUCGACAUGAAGCCUUUUGAGGAUGCCAUCCUGACCCAGUCAGCGGUCCCUGCCCUUCACAAGGCUGGAUCUGUGGAUAACUCCAGCCCCUUGUUGGUGCGCUCUGCUGCCUUCAAGGCCCAGGAGGAGCUGGAAGGCCAGGCCUGGUACCACGGCGAGAUGAGCCGACGAGACGCAGAGAAACUACUGGUAGAUGACGGAGACUUCCUGGUUAGGAAGAGCACCACCAACCCUGGGUCGUACGUUCUGACGGGCAUGCACAGUGGACUGGCCAAACACCUACUGCUGGUGAAUCCUGAGGGCACGGUGCGGACAAAAGAUCACAUAUUUGACAGCAUCAGUCACCUGAUAGGCCAUCACCGUGACAACAGCUUGCCCAUAGUGUCUGCAGGAAGUGAACUUUGUCUGAAGCAGCCUGUGGGCAACAGGAAAUAGUGACAAUCCACUCAUUAAACCUGGUGGGAGAUGGGAGUUCUGAAACUUAAACCUCCAAAUCCCUCCUGAAAACCUGAAACUUGAAGAUGAAAAUAGAGAAUAUAUUAUUGUUGAAAAAAGGUUACUUAACGAUGAUGACAGUGUCUUGGAAGCGGUCUGUGGCUGAGCAAACUCCCGGGCCACAAAAAAAGAGGAUGAGAAAGAAGAAGGUUUGCUGAUAUAAAAAAUAUUUAUAGAACUGUUAUUAUUUUCUUGUGAUGAUUGAAAUGCUAUAUUUUUGAGAAGACAUAUAGGUGCAUUUGGGACAUAUAUGUUGAUUUGGUGUUUUAAAAACAAAGAAAAACAACUGUUAGUAGUUUAGAUGACGAAGCGCAAAUCGACAUCAGAGGGGAAAGAAAAUAGUAUUUUCGAAUAAAACCCUGAAUUUUAGUUUUGUCUAUCAAGCACAACCAGAUUUACACAGUCAUUGGUAAGUAGGAUUUACAUAGAGGAGAACAACUAUUUGAAAAUGCUGUUGUUUAUAUUGAAACUAUAUUGUAGGAUUAUUUGUCCUUUAUCGCAGCUAUAGCGCGACGACAUCUUCCCUUGGGGUUACUAAUGAAUCUAUCCUGGUCCCCGAACUGUUUGUGAUGUCUUGCCAACACCCGAGGGUGGGACAAUGACCAUAGCCCAUAGAAGUUGGUAAGACAGCACAAAUGGGUCUGUGACUAGGCUAAAAUGAAUCUGCUUUAUAAGAACUAAAGACGUGAAUGUGUUUUGCUUUACAGUAGUCACAGUGUGUUGGGGUCAGGGGUCGCAACCUUUGGCCCCUCAUAGUGCUGUCAACAUGGCUUUAAAGAUACAGUGUGAAUCUCAGUUGUACUCCCUUGAUUCCUUGCAUCCUCUCUCCUUGCCCCCAAAAAACCUUCCAUUAGCCUCAUGAAACCAGACUGAUCUAACUGUAAAGUCUCUCUGGAUAAGACCGUCUGCUAAAUGACUCAUGUGACUCAUGACUCAUAAAUGACAAUGUCACAUUCUGUUUCACUUCAGGAAAUGUAAGCUCAGCGGUCAAUCUGGUUUCAUGAGGCUAUGUAGAUCCGAGGGGAGGACCCUCACAUCUUUUCCUCCAAUGUGCUUUGAGAAGGAAACAAGGAGGGAGGGGCAUGAGGAAUCAAGUUAUUACUAUUGAGAUUGACCCACCGACAUUUUAUUUUAUAAUGAAGUACUUCUUGUGUCACUGCAGUCGCAUGACUUGACAAAUCUAACUGUUCCUGUGGACAUUGUUCAUAGACCUUGAACCUCCUUGGGAGUUACUUGUGUAAUGCUAACACUGUAAAAAAAGAAGAAAAAAAAAACUAUUUAUUGCUUUUCAAAAUAUUAUUUCAUAAUUGGUUUCUGGAUCCUUCUUUAAACUGGGUGUGUAGUAAGUCAACUAGUUUGGAGCUUCGAUCAUGCAAAUGAAUAUUCUUCACAUCAUUUCUAGCGUUUAUGGCUUUAUAGUGGACUUUUAAAAGUGUAUUAUUUGACAAAUUAUUAUCACAAAUGUAUAGCACAAUCAGAAGUUUAAAAGAUUAUCUGUGUUAAUUGUAUUGAGAACAAUUCACCAACGUGUUUUAACGUAAAUCACUAUACCGACGGGAGGUUUAGAAAAAUCCUCUCGAUUUCACCUAGCGCACUCCUAAUUAGAUAAUAAGGAUAUUACAUCACUUUCUCUUGUGUAACAAUAUUGAUUAUAAAUUCAUUCUCAUUUCUUAAUGUGUGGAUUUCGAUAGGUCUAUUGACAUCACAGAAUGGUCAGAAGAACUGACUGAUAGAACAUUUAAAUUGGCCAUUUACAUAUAUGCAUUUAGACUGAAUUUACAUAACUAGGAAUAGUUCAAUCAUAUUUAUCAUGUUAUAUAGCAUAUGUUACAUAUUUGUUAUAACUAUUGAAAUAACAUUGUAAUAAAAUUAAAAUAAUGAAUAUUGGAGUUGUAUGGUACAACUUAUUUAAAUUCAACCACUUGAAAUCUAUACAUUAAAUCAUUUACAAUUCAUAUUUAGAACUUUUUAAAAUAUUUGUUUUAAUAGUAAUUGCAUAGGUAAAACAGCCAUUGGGAGGAGAAGCUGAAAAUAUGUUUUAGCCUCACGUUCAUGCAUAAGUACAGAAACUAAAUAUUAUGACCAUUAACAAAAACCUGUGACACAAACAGGACACUGAUGCAUUUCACUGUUAGAUAAUGAUGUGUAUUUAGGAUUGAACCAAAACAGAACCUGUGUUUCCAGUUAAUUUGUUUGACAAGAAGACAGUUAUUUACGAUACUGUAGGCUACCUGUAUUUUUCAGCAAGAGGAAGUGUAUGUGGAUCUACUCCCACAACUGUCUUUUAAAUAAGUCUUACUCUGAUUUUUAAAGGGGUUCAUAGCAAUGUUAUGAUAUGAUAACCUCCCCAUCAAAAUAUGAUACAGUUGCUGUCUAGCCUAAAGCAGCUUCAUGUAAUUUUAGUCUAGAUUGUGUACAUUUCCAGACAGCCCACUGCUUUUGUGGCAGUUUAUGAACAGACACAAUAGAAUGGUAAUACAUUUGGUUUGGCAGAUCUGUACAGUGACUUUUU